AUGUCGACGUCUACGUCGUCGUUUGCCGGCGAGACAAAGAAUGGCGGCACACGACAGCGUCGACAGGUUGAUACCUCCAACAAAAUAGAGACGAAUGAAAAGUCAGCUGCUAGAAAAAACAAACGCAAGCACCGUCCGACCUGGAAACGGCUCGCCAGAUUCUCUCUCAAACACCGCUGGACCAUCCCCCUCGUCCCCCUCGUCGCAUUCAUACUCGCAUACCUCCUCAAUCCAACAGAAUCCAACAUCGUCCACCGCUUCCUCUUCCUCUCCUACAAAUUCCAGCAACCAGGGACUAAAAACCCGCAAUAUGGCAAAGGACUAUGGGACAUUGCCUUCGUCCUCUUCUACACCAUUUUCCUUUCAUUUACCCGCGAGCUCAUAAUGCAAGAAUUCCUCCGCCCAUUAUCCGUCCACUACGGCAUCAAAUCCAAGGCCAAACAACUCCGGUACAUGGAACAAAUGUAUACAGUCAUCUAUUUUGGAAUCAUGGGCCCGCUAGGACUAUACGUUAUGCGUCACAGCGUGCCGGAAGUAUGGUACUUCAACACACCGGGGAUGUACGCCUCCUUUCCGCACAGAUCGCACGACGCAAUGUUUAAGUUUUAUUAUUUGUUUGAAGCGGCAUAUUGGGCUCAGCAGGCUCUCGUUAUGAUUCUGGGGCUGGAGAAGCCGAGGAAGGAUUACAAGGAGCUGGUGGUGCAUCAUGUUGUGACGCUGGCGUUGAUUGGGUUGAGUUAUCGGUUUCAUUUUACGUAUAUGGGCAUCGCGGUUUAUGUUACGCAUGAUAUUAGUGAUUUUUUUCUUGCUGUGAGUCUACUAAGCCCCCCGGUUCUAGAAAGAGAAUGGAGUUGGCUAAUUGAAGUGGAUGAAUUUCAGGUUGGCAAAUCCCUUCAAUACACAGAUAGUGACUUCGUCCCACCGGCUUUUGCUGUUUGCGUCUCGGCAUGGAUCUAUCUACGACACUACCUCAAUCUCCGCAUUCUCGGUUCUCUUCUUCCCGGCGGCGCGUUUCAGACUGUCGGGCCAUACGAACUCAAUUGGGAGACGCAGCAGUACAAGUGUUGGAUUUCGCAGAUUAUCACGUUUGGCCUGUUGGCGUGUUUGCAGGCGCUCAACUUGUUUUGGUUGUAUUGUUUGGGGAGGAGUGUGUAUCGAUUUUUGGUUUAUAGGGUUGCGAAGGAUGAUAGGUCGGAUGAUGAGGAGGAGAAUGUUACGCCGGGAAAUUGA
This is a messenger RNA of Talaromyces amestolkiae, 1230 nucleotides long. RefSeq lists its product as uncharacterized. Bases 1 to 1230 code for a protein of 409 amino acids. Gene Ontology annotation, biological process: ceramide biosynthetic process. The record is from RefSeq and is a predicted model, not a curated record. The transcript has a single exon. Gene Ontology annotation, cellular component: membrane. Lineage: Eukaryota; Fungi; Ascomycota; Eurotiomycetes; Eurotiales; Trichocomaceae. Gene Ontology annotation, molecular function: sphingosine N-acyltransferase activity.